Molecule: messenger RNA, 1179 nt
Organism: Coregonus clupeaformis (lake whitefish)
Lineage: Eukaryota; Metazoa; Chordata; Actinopteri; Salmoniformes; Salmonidae
Product: ribonuclease kappa-B
Exons: 4
Coding region: 123-485 (120 amino acids)
Molecular function (GO): RNA endonuclease activity
Source: RefSeq, a predicted model, not a curated record
CGAAUGAAUCGAUUGUCAUCUGAUGGAGGCUAGGCGAUGCUCGUCCUUUGAGAAAAGAAAAAGACUGUUUUAGAUUAGUCUACCGAAAUUGUUUAUUUUGGUAGAAAAGAUCAACUACAAGAAUGCCAUCCCUUUUAUUCUGCGGUCCGAAAAUGGCCGCUUGUGGAAUAGUGAUCAGCAUAUGGGGAGUCAUCAUGCUGAUAUGUUGUCUCUCAUUCCUACCUGCAAAAGGAUCAACCACACAGACAACCGGUAAAGUGAUGUUGGGGAUCUUCUUCAGUGCAAAGUCUGCUGUACUGAUUGAGGACGUGCCCUUCACAGAGGAGGACAUCCGCAAUGAUAAGAACCCCCCGGGGACCAUCUAUGGACUCUACAACCAGGUGGGCAUCAACUGCUUCAUCGCAGCAGCCAUUUAUGUUGCAGUGGGGGCGGUGUCACUCUGCCAGGUCCGACUCAACAAGCGCCAGGAGUACAUGGUGACAUAAGUUCCCCUGCAGCAUCAGAAGAUUACACACACACACACUCUAUUUCAAGUUCUCAAGGCAAGCAACCUUAUAAAAAGCUAUUUAUUAACUUCUGAGUAAAACAUUCAACAUAAGUUCUCUCUGUUAUAUGCUAUUGACUGAAAUGUAUCAUUCCUUGUAUUUGCAUACAACUAUUUAUUGAAUUGACCAAAACUAUAACCCAAAAAUGCUGUCAAUUGAUAAUGAUAAAUAAAAUUGUAAAUCUUGUUCCCCUCAAGGUCCAAACAUUUCAUUACAUAGAUCAUGUGUGCUAGAUAACUCACCACAAAUUCCUAGGUGCAACAGACCACUACAAAGUUACAAAAAUAUGUAGAACUAUCUCCUGUUUCAAUAGAGCAAUCUGAAUUCACCACAAAUUCAUAAUGGUCAAUGUUUGUCAAAUCAAGAGAUAUGUCAAAAAUGGUUAAAUAUGUACAUUUUGUGUACUGUGUCUUUUGUGUUUAUUUAUGUGCUGCUGUGAAUUGUAUGCUGUUGAGAUAUAGCUCUUAAUUUGUUAGUCACUUAUGUAGUAGUUCCUCAGAAGAGUAUGGUGCACAAAAUGUUUGAAUUAAGUAUAUAUUUAUUUAAUGUGUUUAUUGUAUUUUCCCCAGCCUUGCUGUUUUCCUGAGUGUAAUGAUGUGAAAGGAUCUAUAUAAAUGGUACUUGAUGUGAAGGA